Leptinotarsa decemlineata (Colorado potato beetle) is the source of this 1203-nucleotide messenger RNA. RefSeq lists its product as uncharacterized. The record is from RefSeq and is a predicted model, not a curated record. NCBI's taxonomy places the organism in Eukaryota, Metazoa, Arthropoda, Insecta, Coleoptera, Chrysomelidae.
AUGCGAGCAAAAAUAGAGAACAAAAACGACAUAUCAUACAAAGACACGAAUGAAAUUGAAAUUGAUGCCUUGCUUGGGAUUCUAGUGUUUUGCCCAAUUUUCAAAUCAUCUCGCGAGGAUAUGUCAUCAUUAUUUAAUACAUCAGUCACUGGGCGACCGUUAUUCCGAGCAAUUAUGCCAGAAAAGAGAUGCUCAGUCCUUUUAAGAGCAUUAAGGUUUGAUGACAGAAAUUCCAGAGACGAAAGAGAAAAGACGGACCCAAGUGCUUGUAUUUUAAGCAUUUUUGACGAUUUUAUCAAUAAUUGCCAAACAAAUUAUUCCCCUGGUGCUCACAUGACGGUGGAUGAGACUCUGGUUGGAUUUAGAGGCAGAGUACGAUUCUUGGUUUAUAACCCAAGAAAGCCAGCCAAGUAUGGCAUUAAAAUAAUAUGCUUAACCGACGCUCACGAUUCUUAUCUGUACAAUGCCUACAUAUACACGGGCAAAGGAAGCGAUGGGGCAUCUCUUGUUGGGAGUGAUAAAAAGCUUUUGAUUCCAACUCAAGCUGUGGUUCGCCUUACAAAAAAUCUAUUUGGGACGCAACAAAAUAUCACCUGUGAUAAUUGGUUUUCCUCAAUAGAAUUAGCUGAAACUCUGCUAAAAAAUGGAUUAACGAUGGUUGGGACACUCAAGAAAAAUAAACCCCAAAUUCCCCCUGAAUUUCAACCCAGCAAAGGAAGAGCAGUACCAUCAAGUCUCUAUGGAUUCACCCAAGAUCUCACGCUCCUUUCUUACGUACCAAAGAAGAAUCAGGCCGUAGUACUCCUCUCUUCAAUGCACCACAGUGAAUGUUUUGACGAAGGAGGAAAUAAGCCAGAAAUCAUUGGCUUUUACAACGCCACAAAAGGUGGUGUCGACACCCUCGAUAUGAAGUUUACUAACUAUUGUGCUAAUCGCAAAACAAGACGGUGGCCACUGGCGGUUUGUUACCAUUUGCUAGCUGUGGCUGGCUCUAACGGCCAUACUUUACAUGCAAUGUUCAAAGACUCCAAAAAAAUGAAGAGAUACGAUUUUACUAAGGAGGUGGCAUUAGGACUGGUGCACAAUUUUUUGAAGAUUAGAUCAAACAUCCCUAAUUUGAACAAAGAUUUGAAGCAGUUCAUUUUAAAGACUGUUGAAGAGUCUUCAGGAUUGAAAAAUCGUACAGAGCAACGACGACCGUAA